AUGUCAGAAACCCAGCUUAAGUUUUGUUAUCCCUUUAUUUCCUUCAUUGAUAUCUCGUUUUUCCAGGAAUUGGCGCGCCUCAAACUCGAGGUAUUCAAGUUAGAUACCGAACUUCGAAGUCUUUACUCCACAAUAAAUUGUAAUCACAGAGAUCAAUCAUCGCAAAGUGGGCACUUGUUCUUAGAUUCACAAAGUUUUGAUGCUGAGGGCAGCUCGAAGGAUGUUCCACUAAGUGGAUCUUUACUCAACUUCAAUACCUUAGAAGAUUUCCGAGAUUUCGAUAAGACCAAGUUUCUAAAUGAGAAAGCUCGAACGUUGUUUGAGCAAGGCCUGAAAGAUCCUAAUCACUGCAUUCAAUUUUUCAUGUUGAGUUUUGCCGACCUCAAGAAGUACAAGUUUUACCACUGGAUCUGCGCCCCCUCCUUCCAAAUGAGUGAUACAAGCCUUUUGGUCAACCGAAAUGAGUUUAUAAGAGACGUCAAUAAAUUUGAUAUGCUGGCUGGACACUUGCAAAAUAAGUGGAUUGGCUUCCUUGACAAGAAUGAAAACUACCUGGGAGAUCAGUGGAGUGUUGUUAAUGAUGCGAGUGCUAUCAUGAUCCGAGAUACGAGCUUUGCACCUCAAACACCGUCCGCGUUCGCCAAAAAUCUGAUCACAUUGGUCGCACACCAGAGACCGAAACUUGAAACCAUCAGAGUCUACUUUAUUAGAAAUGAAAGCGAUACUUCUUAUUGGCUUAGAAUUCAGAUAAAACGACACGAGGGUAAAGACGCUGCUUACUUGAAGACUUCUGGCUGGGAGCGCAAUGUACAAAAUAAGCUAAUUCCUAAACUCACAGAUUUAAAUUCUUUGGUGAAUCCCACGAAACUUGCAGAACAGUCGGUAGAUCUCAAUUUGAAGCUGAUGAAAUGGCGCAUAGCACCUGAACUUGAUUUAGACUCGAUUAAAAGUUGCAGGGUUCUCCUUCUUGGUGCUGGAACCCUAGGAUGCUACGUUGCCCGAACUGCUCUUGCGUGGGGAGUGCGAAAGAUCACUUUUGUCGAUAAUAGUACUGUUUCGCUAUCGAAUCCUGUACGCCAAUCGCUAUACAAAUUUGACAGCCAUGGCAAACCGAAGGCGGCUGAGGCUGCCCUAGCACUAAAAGAAAUCGCGCCCAUGGUUGAUGCUGCAGGUUACAAUCUGGAAAUACCUAUGAUAGGCCAUCCUGUUCGAAACGAAAUCGCACAACAUAGGGACUACGACGAAUUAGUGCGUCUAAUCAAGGAGCAUGACGCCGUAUUUCUUCUAAUGGAUUCGAGGGAAACUCGAUGGUUACCAACCGUGCUGGGUUACGCCGAAAACAAGACAGUCAUUAACGCAGCUCUAGGUUUUGAUAGUUAUCUUGUCAUGCGACAUGGCACUUCGAAUUGUAAUGACACUAAUAUGAGGCUAGGAUGUUAUUUUUGCAACGAUGUCGUUGCUCCCAGCGAUAGUUUAAGAGACAGGACUUUAGACCAAAUGUGCACUGUAACGAGACCUGGUGUGGCUUUGAUGGCUUCUUCGCAAAGUGUUGAACUUUUAGUGUCAUUAUUACAACAUCCUUUGCGUGCCAACUGUACUCCAGAUGAUGUGAACGUGCUCGGUAGCAUUCCUCAUCAAAUCCGAGGUUUCUUAAAUGAGUUUAAAACGCUACAACUGAGGACACCAGCAUAUGUGCAUUGCUCGGCUUGUAGCUCAGCAGUUGUAGACAAACUGAAAACUUGUGGUUGGGAUUUUGUUCGCCAAGCCAUGAACAACUACAAGUACGUUGAAGACUUGUCUGGCCUCUCGGAAGUUCAAGAUUUAGCUGAAAAAGCAGCAAGUAGUCUCGUUUUCACGUCAGACGACGAAUACGAAGACGAUGUUAUGUGA
This is a messenger RNA of Lachancea mirantina, 1890 nucleotides long. The record is from the annotation of a GenBank genome assembly. Lineage: Eukaryota; Fungi; Ascomycota; Saccharomycetes; Saccharomycetales; Saccharomycetaceae.